GUUGUGGUUGGGACCCUUUCCCGCUGGCGGCAUCGAAUAAACAGGGGAGUGUCACUCUAUCGGAAUUACGUGUUCCGUUCAAAUAUGUUUUCGUAAUGCAACAGUUUUCGACUAGACAUCUAUCGGCAUACAUGUACGGGUAAAUUAAAAUCUCACAAUCGACAUGUAACAACUGAAACCGAUCGAAACACUUUCCCAGGGAUAAUAUAUUAUAUGCAACGGCAAAAAAAAACCGGAUGAACAAAAAUUCCGAUCAAAAUAUAUUUCUAUUUUGAUAUGCUCCAAAACAUACGACGGGAUACUCAAGAAACGAACAAAACUGAAAUCAGCGAAACUUUAUCAUGGCGGCCAAGGACCGAGGCGGCAACAGUGCUGGUGGCGGUGCCCGGAAGAAGAAACACGAACCGCCACCGAAGCCUAUACCCGAACAGGACAGGCACAUAUGUGGACUGAUAUGCGUGUGCCAGCUAACGUUCGUGCUGAGUUCCGUUUCGCUGGUGUACCUGUCGGUGGCCAUCUACGUGCCCGGCUACAGGGCUUUCAACGCGGCCAUCGAGACAGUACCACUCAUGUGCCAGACAAUCAACUCGACGGUGUCCAACAACUGCGAGUGGGCGUCAUGCGGCGAGUGGUGUCUGACGAAACCGUCGGGCAACUGUCCUCAGUACCUGGUCACGGUCCGGCACAACGGCACUGAAAUAGGGGUGGAGAACUGCACGCGGCUCACGAGCGUCUCAUGUCCGCAGGCGAAUCCGGAUACACUGAAACGGUACAACUGCAACAACAACAAAGAGUGUUUGGGUCUCACGGGCAUCAUGGCCUGUAGGCUGGGGCACUGCUCUAACAUGUCAGAGCUGUACCAAUGUUACUACAACAAGAGCGGAUCGUCGAUCGACAGCGACAAGGACAAUUUGAAGCUCAACGGUUAUUUCAUCUGUGACAACGGGAGUUGCUUCACGAUUAAAUGGCCUUUUGACUGCGAUCGAUACUGUAACAAAAUCACGACGACGGGAGUGAACGUGUUCCUGCGACUAGGGGACACGGUGCACACGGGCGACUGUCAGCGGGUGGUGGCGUACAACAAGGCCAACGGUAAUGCGGCACACGGGGAACCACUUGCGACACCCAAAGAGAUCUGGAGCGACGAGAACUCCACCAUCGGCAUAUUCAUGGCCAGCUGUAACAGCAUAACGAGAGACAGCGUCAACUCUCUGAGGGCCUCCGACUGCAUCAACGGCACUGUGCUCGAAGAAUCGCAAAUGCCGCAACUGUUCAUCAACUUCACUACGUUCUGGACGAUAUACGAAGCAAGCGAUCGGCCUCUCGAUGAGACCAACACGUUCGUACCCGCGCAAUCCGCCCUCACUGUCUACAACUCUACCAGACUGUACAUCAACCAGCAAGGGUGCGUGAACACGUUGCGCAACGAGUGUAGAGACUUCAGCAUCACACAUGGCCGAGCCGGCGAUAACCACACGGCCCUGAGCCGGUUCCCGUGUUUUUAUACUAAGAACGAUUCGUUCUCGGCGCUGGCCCGUUUUGACUUGAACAAGACGUGGUGGGAACUGAUGGUGGGCGUCACCGUGCCCGGCAUACUGUUCGCCGUGUCGUUCCUGACGUUGCUGAUCGUCCACCAGACGGUCAAGGUGGGCGACGACGCUCGCAUGACUUGCCAGUGGUGCGCGGACGACGACGCUGGAGCGGCGGCCGACGAGCCGUUCAUGAAGCACAUCGACUAUCAGGCAGCUGAGGGCGGAAGCGGCCGCAAGCACCGGAAGCGAGGCGAGCUGCAGGAGCUAAGUGUAAUCGAAGCACUGGUGGCCAGGUCAGCGGACAUGUCCGUUGGUGUCGACGGUAGGCGUCCGGUGGAUGGCCCGGACGUGUAGAGUGACACACUUUUGCAACGUUAUAACAUAAUGAUAUUAUAUCGUUUUGUGUUUAUAAGACGGACGCGCGAAAACCGUCCGGUCAACACCUCCGCCGCCCGCACACGCGACUAAAACGGUAACGCGCGGAAAUCGAACGUCAGGCCGAUAAUUAUCAAUAUUAUGAUAUUAGAACAUAAUAUAACGAUAUAACAAUUAUAGUGUUAUUAUAUUAUCGUAAUACUAUUUUCAUUUCGCGAACGAUUCAAAAAGCUUUUGCAAACAUUUUAUUAUAUUCGGACUCAAAUACAUAAGUAAAUAAAUUAUAUAUUAUAAAGCGUUAUUUUUUCUAUAUAUACUGACUAUUUCAUACGCCAAGUAAUAAAAUAAUAUACGUAAGUAAGGUACGUGUGUUGAGUACACAUUCGCCACGCAUUAUAAGAGCGGAUAAUAUAUGUUAAAAAUGUAUACCUAGGCAAAU
Myzus persicae (green peach aphid) is the source of this 2346-nucleotide messenger RNA. RefSeq lists its product as uncharacterized. Bases 342 to 1886 code for a protein of 514 amino acids. Gene Ontology annotation, biological process: regulation of sodium ion transport. The transcript has 6 exons. Gene Ontology annotation, molecular function: sodium channel regulator activity. The record is from RefSeq and is a predicted model, not a curated record. NCBI's taxonomy places the organism in Eukaryota, Metazoa, Arthropoda, Insecta, Hemiptera, Aphididae.